AUGGCCGGGGAGAGCAUGACUAGCAAAACAGCACAAACAUAUUCCGAUCUUGAAGUUUCUCCAGGUGAAGUCCAACCCUUUCGCAUAUCCAUAAAUCCUAAAUUGCUCAAAGCAGCAAGAUCAGGAGACAAAAGAAUUCUGGAUGAAUUACUACAACAAAAAGAUUUUUUUUCUGAGGCUUCGGUGGGGGAGAUCGCAAUAACAGUACCAGAGGAUGCUCAAACACAAGAAGAUACUAACUGCCUCCUUGGAGUUACACUGGAGGGGAACACGGUCCUCCAUAUAGUUGCUAGCCGAGGAUAUCUCGAGAUUGCCAAGGAGAUCUGUCGUAGAGAGAUCUCUCUUUUGGUAGCGCCAAACACGAGGCUCGACACUCCACUACAUUGUGCUGCAAGGGCCGGGGAUGACAAGAUGGUCUCCUUCAUCAUCCAGUUUGCGAAGGAGGGCGAGAUUGAAGAAAGGAGAGUACUGAGGGCGAAGAACAGAGAUGAGGCGAAUGUUUUGCACGAGGCUGCCAAAUAUAACCAUGCGAGCGUGGCCAAAGUACUGAUGGAGGAGGAUGCUGGACUGGCAUCAAUGUCGAAUAGUGUCGGCAUGUCUCCGCUCUAUCUGGCCAUUAUGACAGGAUCCCUUGAUGUAGCCAAAGCUUUGCUACGGUCUUCCUCCUGGGAGAAGACUUCUCUGGCAUCUUACAUAGGCCCUAAUAAGAAAACGGCAUUGCAUGCAGCAAUCCUCCUGGGUCAAGGAAUUACACAAGACUUAUUGGAUCGGAAGCCAAUGCUCGCCAAAGUUGUCGAUUCCUCUAGGAGAAUUCCUCUUCAUUAUGCAGCUUCGGAUGGUCACCAAGUUACGGUGAGGCUAUCAUUAGAGAGCGAUCCCCCCACAGCCUACCAACCAGAUGCCAAUGGCUCAUUUCCCAUGCACAUUGCAGCUGGUACGGGAAACGUUCGUAUACUUGAUCAUAUUUUAAAACAGUGCCCGGCUACAGAUGAAUUAUUAGACGAGGAGGGAAAGAAUUUUCUUCACGUCGCUUUCAAAUGUGGAAAUUUAGAUGUGGUCAAAAAAAUUAUCUCCAAGAGACCGGAUCUCAGGAAGCUGUUAAAUGACCAGGAUAACGAGGGAAAUACGCCGUUACACACGGCCGUUACAAACAGUGACCAAGGGAGCGUGCAUUUUCUUCUCCGGGACAAAACCGUACGCGUCAACGUUUUCAACCACGACGCGCGGCUUCACCCCUCUCGACUUGGCUUACAGAAUGCUGGAUGA
This is a messenger RNA of Phoenix dactylifera (date palm), 1266 nucleotides long. The record is from RefSeq and is a predicted model, not a curated record. Lineage: Eukaryota; Viridiplantae; Streptophyta; Magnoliopsida; Arecales; Arecaceae.